Molecule: messenger RNA, 3916 nt
Organism: Oxyura jamaicensis (ruddy duck)
Lineage: Eukaryota; Metazoa; Chordata; Aves; Anseriformes; Anatidae
Product: cAMP-specific 3',5'-cyclic phosphodiesterase 4B
Exons: 10
Coding region: 710-2221 (503 amino acids)
Biological process (GO): signal transduction
Cellular component (GO): nucleus; perinuclear region of cytoplasm; cytosol
Molecular function (GO): transmembrane transporter binding; 3',5'-cyclic-AMP phosphodiesterase activity
Source: RefSeq, a predicted model, not a curated record
AGAUAUUCCCUGCUGUAAAGGUGCAUUUUCCUACAUUGCUGCUGUUUGCCCUCUGCUGCGUGGGGGGAAAAAAACAGCGAUCGCAGUGAAAAUGUGAAAAAUCGUGGUCUCAACAAUCCAUCUGAAUACCUGCCUUGAAAAUCCUCAGCCUCUGUCAUGAAGAGGAUUUUUUAAAAAAGCAUAACCGGAGAAGAGAGGGCUGCCUACUUGGACUUAUUUAAAUAUGCACAGAGCUUCCUCCAUUUUAAUCUUCCUUAUAAAAAGAUGGCUGUGUUACUAAAGCUGGCAGCCCCUCAGAAACCAGCAUCAUUUUUUUGUCAGCUGGUUCAGCUGAGCAAGGCUAAUGUGGAGUGGGGACCCCCUUCAGCCAACUAAGCAACCAGGACGAUUCAUAAUUCAUAAGUGCUCAAAGCCAUCUCGCUGAAUACAUUUGGAUUAGUUCUUGUUUCUUCGUGCAAUCCCUGAUUUCAUUAUUCUCUCCUGCUAGCAAAUACACCCACGUUCAGCCCUCUGCAAAGAUGCUGUGCCAAGGCUGGCUUUGUCUGGGAUUAGCGACUGCCGGGCUUUUGGGGAUCUCUGGGCUUGAUGAAUGCUGAUUUUUUUUUUUACUGACUGGGAAACCGGGGUGUCCUUGUGCUUGUGGAGCUCUCCUGUCUUGCCGGCGAUUUCUGCAUAAGGAUCUGUGGACUGUGGUGUGGAGUUUUCCAAAAUGCCUGAAGCAAACUAUUUGUUAUCUGUAUCUUGGGGUUAUAUUAAGUUCAAGAGAAUGCUGAACCGCGAGCUGACACACCUCUCCGAGAUGAGCCGCUCCGGCAACCAGGUGUCUGAGUACAUUUCCAACACUUUCCUGGACAAGCAGAAUGAUGUGGAGAUUCCUUCUCCCACACAGAAAGACAGAGAGAAGAAGAAAAAACAGCAGCUCAUGACACAGAUCAGUGGAGUGAAAAAAUUAAUGCAUAGUUCAAGCUUAAAUAAUACCAGCAUUUCACGAUUUGGUGUGAAAACAGAAAAGGAAGACCAUCUGGCCAAGGAACUGGAAGAUCUGAAUAAAUGGGGUCUCAACAUAUUUAAUGUUGCCAGGUACUCCCACAACAGGCCGCUCACCUGCAUCAUGUAUGCUAUAUUCCAGGAGCGAGACCUACUAAAAACAUUCAAGAUCUCGUCAGACACCUUUGUAACGUACAUGAUGACUCUAGAAGACCACUACCAUUCGGAUGUAGCUUACCACAACAGCCUGCAUGCUGCCGAUGUUGCCCAGUCCACCCAUGUUCUUCUCUCCACCCCUGCACUGGACGCUGUCUUCACUGAUUUGGAAAUCCUUGCUGCAAUUUUUGCAGCUGCAAUUCAUGAUGUGGAUCACCCUGGUGUCUCCAAUCAGUUUCUUAUUAAUACAAAUUCUGAACUAGCCCUGAUGUACAACGACGAAUCCGUCUUGGAGAACCACCAUCUUGCUGUGGGUUUCAAACUGCUUCAAGAAGAGCACUGUGACAUCUUCCAGAACCUGACCAAGAAACAGCGUCAGACUCUCAGGAAGAUGGUGAUUGACAUGGUAUUGGCAACAGAUAUGUCCAAGCAUAUGAGUCUGUUAGCUGAUCUGAAGACCAUGGUGGAAACCAAGAAGGUGACCAGUUCAGGAGUCCUCCUUCUGGAUAACUACACAGAUAGAAUCCAGGUUCUCCGAAAUAUGGUACAUUGUGCAGACUUGAGUAAUCCCACAAAGUCUCUGGAGUUGUACCGGCAGUGGACAGACAGAAUCAUGGAGGAGUUCUUCCAGCAGGGAGACAAAGAACGAGAAAGAGGAAUGGAAAUCAGUCCAAUGUGUGACAAACAUACAGCGUCAGUGGAAAAAUCACAGGUCGGGUUCAUCGACUACAUCGUCCAUCCGCUGUGGGAGACGUGGGCUGACCUGGUGCAGCCCGACGCCCAGGACAUCCUGGACACGCUGGAGGACAACAGGAACUGGUACCAGAGCAUGAUACCUCAGAGCCCCUCUCCUCCGCUGGAGGAGCGGAGCAGGGACUGCCAGGGCCUGAUGGAGAAGUUCCAGUUUGAACUGACCCUCGAGGAGGAGGAUUCGGACGGACCUGAGAAGGAAGGAGAGGGCAUCGGCUACUUCAGCAAUACAAAGACACUCUGCAUGGACGACCCAGGGGAGAAAGAUUCACAGAGGGAGGCCAACAUCGAAAUUGUGACAGAAGACACGUCUCCUGUUGACACAUAAUGUCCUGUACCUGUGUAAGUGGAUUUUAAACACUUAACGAGCAUGCGAGCAGUCUCAUGGGACUCGCCUGCAGCCUGGGUCUUGGGCCUGUGUCUAACAUUGGCUAAAAGUUCUCCCCAGCUACUUGAGAUUGGAGUCAGGGUUGGAGAUCGCGUAGUGAAUGAUUGCUCAGGAAAUUGCCAGAUGAUUUACAUUGUGGUUUAAGCCUUGUCAGCUAAAAGCAUCGUGUUGUCCUGGAGCUGGCUUGAAUCGUAACUGAACAGUAAAUGACACACAACUGAGAGAUUUUAUACUGUUAGUUUUGGAAUUUAUACCAGUUAGACUGAUAGAAACUACUGAUUAAUAACUCUACGUAUAAAACCUGUCCACCUGACCACCUGUCCGCAGACCUGUGUGCCUUCUUUGUAAACACUUUCAUGUCUUUUCAAGAGUCUAUUAAAUACACGGAGUUUAGUAUAAAGAGCAACACAAAGUGUUUCAAAAUUGGUGGGAUACUUUUUUGAUUCUUCCUGUUACAAGAAGCAGUCUUCCUUUUUUCAUGGGCAAUACCUGUCACUUUAUUGCAGUUAAUCACUUUUACAGACGAAAUAGAAGGGACUCCCUCUGUUUUGCAGUGCUGCACCUUUAGUAGCCUUCUUACUCCUCCCGACGACCCACGUAGAGUCACUUCAUGCCAUCGUGCACCCUCUCCGUUGGCUUGCUAGAAAUAACGGUAUUUUUUCCUCAACUGGGCUUUCCUUUCGUUGUGCACAGGACAAAGGGUAGUUUGUUUUCACGGCACCGUGCAGUACCUGUACCAGUGUGCGUGGUAAGGCAGUGUGUGACGCGCUCCCCCUCGGCAGCUCCUUGGCUCAGUGGAAGUUGCACGCUCAGAUGUUUGUGUUCCUCUCGCCUGUUGUUCACGUUCCUAGGUUUAGGCCCACCGUCCUCCUCCCGCACUGCCUCGAGCUCUAACACCUCCAUUACUGUUUAUAACAGUGUAUUUAUUACGUAAUGUAUAUACUGUAAUGUUUUGUAAGUUAUUAAUUUAUAUGAAUUAACAUUGCCUGUCGGCGGCGAUGUUAAUUGUGUAGAAAACUCGGAAUAAGAGUUGCCUUUUUUUCUUGUAACCUUUUGUAUUGCAUAAAAUACGAGAACCUGAACAUAGCUGAAGAGACAUACGCAACCCAGGAAGGGCAUUCGGGUGGCAGCCGCCCGCGGGCUUCGUCCUCGCGGCGAGCGGGGGCGAGCCGGGCCCCAGGGGAGGGGAACUGGGGGGGGGUCGUGGGCGCCGAAAGGCUGGAAGGGGAGAAGGAAAAGGAAUCCCCCCGCCAGCGGGCCGGCUUUUAAAUGUCACGUUCCGAUUUCUGAACAACCCAAUGUGAAUUUCUAUGACAAAAAUGUGAACUGAUGUAAUAAUUGUGCUGUGAAACUUCUUCUGACAAAGCUUGUUAGGCAUCGUGAGCGGUGUCAAUCUCAGUUUGUAAAAUAUGUUUCAAGCUUUUGGUCCAGCUUGUGACUAACUAGUUAAUGAAAAUAGCACAGUUGUGCAUGAGCAAUGGGUUUGUAUGUCUGUUGAACACUGCAUUGUUCCAGGUGGUUAUUUUAUUGUUUUCAAAAGUUUCACACAAUGUAUGUUAUAGUAUUAUAUAUUGUGUUCAGAUGCAUUCUUAAGAGAUUUUUAUAUGAAGUGAAUAAAUGAAAGCAUGACCCUGC